AUGGCGAACGAUUCUCCAGCUAAAAGUCUAGUAGACAUAGACCUAUCUUCAUUGCGGGAUCCAGCUGGGAUUUUUGAAUUAGUGGAAGUAGUCGGAAAUGGCACAUAUGGACAAGUCUACAAGGGACGACAUGUCAAAACCGGACAGCUGGCUGCUAUCAAAGUCAUGGACGUCACCGAGGAUGAAGAAGAAGAGAUAAAACUGGAGAUUAAUAUGCUGAAGAAAUACUCCCAUCACAGGAACAUUGCCACAUACUACGGUGCGUUUAUUAAAAAGAGCCCCCCCGGACACGACGACCAGCUAUGGCUGGUGAUGGAGUUUUGUGGAGCUGGCUCUAUUACAGACCUGGUGAAGAACACUAAGGGGAACUCGUUGAAGGAGGACUGGAUCGCCUAUAUCUCCAGAGAGAUCCUCAGGGGUCUAGCACACCUACACGCACACCAUGUCAUCCACCGUGACAUCAAGGGUCAGAAUGUGCUGCUGACGGAAAACGCAGAGGUCAAACUGGUGGACUUUGGCGUGAGCGCCCAGCUGGACAGGACCGUGGGACGUAGGAACACGUUCAUAGGGACCCCGUACUGGAUGGCACCAGAGGUCAUCGCCUGUGACGAAAACCCUGACGCCACCUACGACUACAGGAGUGACUUAUGGUCCUGUGGGAUCACGGCUAUUGAAAUGGCUGAAGGAGCUCCACCGCUGUGUGACAUGCAUCCAAUGAGAGCGCUCUUCCUCAUUCCCAGAAAUCCUCCUCCACGACUGAAGUCCAAGAAAUGGUCUAAGAAAUUCUUCAGCUUCAUUGAGAGCUGUCUGGUGAAGAACUACACCCAGAGACCACCCACCGAGCAGCUUCUGAAACAUCCCUUCAUCAGGGACCAGCCCAACGAGAGACAGGUCCGCAUUCAGCUCAAAGACCACAUCGACCGCACCAAGAAGAAGAGAGGGGAGAGAGAUGAGACAGAAUACGAGUACAGUGGAAGUGAGGAAGAGGAGGAGGAAGCCCCUGAACAGGAAGGAGAGCCAAGCUCCAUCGUGAACGUACCCGGGGAGUCGACGCUCCGGCGAGACUUCAUCCGUCUGCAGCAGGAGAACAAGGAGCGUUCGGAGGCGCUGAGGAGGCAGCAGCUCCUGCAGGAGCAGCAGCUCAGAGAGCAAGAGGAGUACAAGCGUCAGCUGCUGGCUGAGCGGCAGAAACGUAUCGAGCAACAGAAGGAGCAGAGAAGGAGGCUGGAGGAGCAACAACGGCGUGAGCGCGAGAUGAGGAGGCAACAGGAGCGAGAGCAGAGACGAAGGGAACAGGAGGAGAAGAGAAGAAUCGAAGAGAUGGAGCGCCGGCGGAAAGAGGAGGAGGAGCGCAGAAGAGCCGAGGAGGAGAAGCGAAGGAGCGACCGCGAGCAGGAGUAUAUCCGUCGCCAGCUGGAGGAGGAACAGAGACACCUGGAGAUCCUGCAGCAGCAGUUACUCAAUGAGCAGGCCAAGCUACUGGCUGACGAAAGGUAUCGCAAGAGCGUUCAGGGCUCCCCUCAGACCGCACCUCCCAAACAACCCCCCGUGCCUCCUCGCUCCGAACAGCCCUACUCUAACGGGAACUCCUCUGAACUCCCCGGCAUGCACAGGCCCAUGGACCCACAGGUUCCCGUGAGGACGACGUCUAGAUCGCCCGUGCUUCAGGACUCCCCUCUUCAGAUUGCCGGCCAGCAAAACAGCCAAGCUGGACAGAGGCUUGGAGGAAGUAACGCAGAGCCUCGUCUGCUGUGGGACCGCGUGGAGAAGCUCACUCCCAGACCAGGCAGUGGAAGUUCAUCUGGCUCCAGCAACUCCAGCUCCCAAACUGGUUCUCAGAGCGGCUCGGGGGAGCGGUUCAGAGUCCGAUCUUCUUCAAAGUCCGAGGGGUCUCCACUGCAGCGGCCGGAGAAUGCCGUGAAGAGGCCGGAGGAGAAGAAAGAUUUUGUUAGACCUAGCAGACCUGCUGAUCUCACUGCCCUUGCAAAGGAGCUGAGAGCAGUCGAGGAGGUACGACCUCAUCACAAAGUAACAGACUACUCUUCCUCUAGUGAGGACUCAGCCACUACAGAUGAAGAGGACGAGGAGGUGGACCAGGAAGUGGCAGAUGAGUCAACCUCAGGUGCUGAGGAGUCUAGGGCACGCCCCUCUAAAAUGAGCAAUGGAGAGACAGAGUCAGUGAAAACCAUGAUUGUUCACGAUGAGGCCGAGAGCGACCCGGCAACCACACCCUGCAAAGACGGCACUUUAAUUGUCAGACAGAGCACAGGUGACAAAAAACGCAUGGCCCCUGGGCCCGGGCCCCAGCCCCAGCCCGGCAUGGGCCCCGUUCACACUCACAUCCACCCGGAGAGAAACGGCUUUGCAGGCCGCAUUCACCUCCUGCCUGAUCUCAUCCAGCAGAGCCACCACUCCCCCUCCUCCACCUCAUCAACCCCUCUCUCAUCCAAUCAUGCCAGUCCCUCCAUGUCCCCCCAGACCCCCAUGGACAAAGUGAAUGCCAACGAGACUCAGUCUGCCAGUAACACUCUUCAGAAACACAAGUCCUCCUCCUCCUUCACUCCCUUCAUCGAUCCCCGACUCCUGCCAGUCUCUCCCUCUAGUGGGAGCUCCCUCAACAACAUGGGUUUUGGAAACGACGUCCGGAUGCAGGACGGCAUAAGACAGGACCCGUCACGGAAGGGCUCUGUGGUCAACGUCAACCCGGUCAACACGCGUCCACAGAGUGACACGCCGGAGAUUCGCAAAUACAAGAAGAGGUUCAACUCAGAGAUCCUGUGUGCUGCACUUUGGGGAGUGAAUCUGCUGGUGGGAACAGAGAGUGGGCUGAUGUUGUUGGACCGCAGUGGACAGGGGAAGGUCUACCCACUCAUCAAUCGACGACGCUUCCAGCAGAUGGAUGUUCUAGAGGGCCUCAACGUCUUGGUAACAAUAUCAGGGAAGAAGAAUAAACUGCGAGUUUACUACCUGUCGUGGCUGAGAAACAAGAUUCUGCACAAUGACCCCGAGGUGGAGAAGAAGCAGGGCUGGACCACAGUGGGUGAUCUGGAGGGAUGUGUGCAUUACAAAGUUGUAAAAUAUGAAAGGAUCAAGUUCUUGGUCAUUGCCUUGAAAAACUCUGUGGAAGUCUAUGCAUGGGCACCAAAGCCGUAUCACAAGUUUAUGGCCUUCAAGUCGUUUGGAGAUCUGGUGCACAAACCCCUGCUGGUUGACCUCACCGUGGAAGAGGGUCAGAGGUUAAAGGUUAUCUAUGGCUCCUGCUCUGGUUUCCAUGCUGUGGACGUGGAUUCAGGAGCAGUAUAUGACAUCUACCUGCCAACACAUAUCCAGACUAGCAUCCAGUCCCACGCCAUCAUCAUUCUCCCGAACACCGACGGCAUAGAGCUGCUCGUGUGCUACGAAGACGAGGGCGUCUACGUCAACACCUACGGUCGCAUCACCAAAGAUGUGGUGCUGCAGUGGGGGGAGAUGCCCACUUCUGUGGCAUACAUAAGAUCCAAUCAGAUUAUGGGCUGGGGAGAGAAAGCUAUAGAGAUCCGAUCUGUGGAAACUGGCCAUCUGGAUGGUGUCUUCAUGCACAAGAGAGCGCAAAGACUCAAGUUUCUCUGUGAGAGGAACGACAAGGUGUUCUUUGCAUCUGUGCGGUCUGGAGGUUCAAGCCAGGUUUACUUCAUGACUCUGGGGCGAAGCAAUCUGCUCAGCUGGUAG
Molecule: messenger RNA, 3708 nt
Organism: Chanos chanos (milkfish)
Lineage: Eukaryota; Metazoa; Chordata; Actinopteri; Gonorynchiformes; Chanidae
Product: mitogen-activated protein kinase kinase kinase kinase 4-like
Exons: 30
Coding region: 1-3708 (1235 amino acids)
Biological process (GO): protein phosphorylation
Cellular component (GO): cytosol
Molecular function (GO): ATP binding; protein kinase activity
Source: RefSeq, a predicted model, not a curated record